Molecule: messenger RNA, 1499 nt
Organism: Candoia aspera
Lineage: Eukaryota; Metazoa; Chordata; Lepidosauria; Squamata; Candoiidae
Gene: PRELID2
Product: PRELI domain containing 2
Exons: 7
Coding region: 217-747 (176 amino acids)
Biological process (GO): phospholipid transport
Cellular component (GO): mitochondrial intermembrane space
Molecular function (GO): phosphatidic acid transfer activity
Source: RefSeq, a predicted model, not a curated record
UUUGGCUCCGUGUUUACAUUGUGACCUAGGACGGUGUUGUUCUGCAAGCAAUGCUACAGCCCGUCACAAAAGUUUUACGUAGUUCAACAGUCAGAACUGGAGGCGAGGGCUGGAGCCUGGCGGAGGGAAGGGGCCUAGCCACGCGGCUGGCUUGCCAACGCCGCCCGAAUUUGGCCUGGGUUCGCAGGAAGGCGCCGUGGCGGCUCCGUUCCCAUCAUGGGGGUGACCGUGGAGGCCCACAGAGUUUAUAAAUAUCCUUUCGAGCAGGUGGUGGCCAGUUAUCUCCGCAAGUAUCCCAGUCCCAUGGAGAAAAAUGUUAUUGCUGUAAAAACAGUAGAAGAGAAAACAGACUUGUAUACAGGAGUCAUCUACCGGAAAAGGAUUGCGACAUGCCAAAAUGUAAUUCCACAGAUUUUAAGAAAGAUUAGUAUCCUGAAAGUGUCAGAAGUCUACUUAGAAGAGGAGUCAUGGCUUAAUAUGCAAGAAAGAAUUAUGUCUAUGAAAACUCAUUGUCUUACAUGGACAGAGUAUGCCAGCCUGAACGAAGAAUCAGUCUUCAGAGAAAGCUCUGAAAAUCCAAAUUGGACAGAGUUUGUUCAGAAGGGAAAUAUAACAGUAAAAGGCACUGGACUGCUGAAUUGCUUUCUGGAAAUUUUUGCACAAUCCUUUUUAAAUCAAGGGGUCAAAAAGAGUAUUUCAAUCAUGGAGAGACUUCUGCAAGACCAAUUUGGAGGGCCUGUUUUAUAAUGAGAAAUGAGGAAGAGUCUCCAUGUGUCUUAAGUUGAUCCACAGCAAUAUAUCCUUAUUUCCAGCCCUACAUUUUACUGAAGUUAACUCUGUGGGUUGCUUUAAUGAAGAAGAAAAGAUUGUUCAAAAGAAGACAAGGGUCUACAGUCUUCCCUAAGUAACAUAAGUGGAAUGACAUAUUUGAACACUGUGUGCUCCAAAAUGAUCAGGGAGAACGAAAUAUUAUUUUGAAAAAUGCAUCAAUGUGUACUUGUUCUCUGAUUUCAAAGAUGUAAAUAUUUAUAGGAAACCAUCCGUUUGAAAAAUAACCCCCAGAUCUUUGGUUCUAAGGAAAAACUUACUAGCCAAAAGGAAUAAGUGUUUCCUGUAUUUUAAUACAUAUUAUUUUGUCUGACAGAAUAUAUUACAUGGAAGCUGAGAUAAUUAAGAGAUGCUGUAAUUUAUACUAUAUGAUCACAUAAGGACUGACUAAAGAAUUGACUUUUUAAAAUAUAUUCAUUGUUCUGACAUAUUACAAAAGUUGUAAACAUUUGCAAAUGCUAUUCAUAUAUUUUGGAUUGCCAGUAUAGCCCUGUAAAAUGUGAUCCAUUCCAAAACAUUACAAGGUAUCCAAGUUUUUAAUGCUUGGGAUUUUUAAAAAGUUUCUAUCUUAAUACUGAAUGGGAAACCAUUUUUAUAUUGUAAACUUCAAAAAUCAGUGAUAAUAUUUAAUUAGUUGGCUUAAAGUACUGUUUGAUGAAAUGGAAGAUUAA